AUCUCCCGCUGGCGGUUUUAGCUCCAGACAGAAAGCUGGGACCAAACCAAACUAGGAUCAUGGAAGCCAGUGGGGAAGGUAGCUUUCUGAUUUAGUCACCUGAUUCACUGACAGUCUAAAUUCACCCUUCCAGUAUUUCCCUUCAAAUCUGGCUAGAUGGAGUGAGAUUAGGCAGACUUGUUGGUCGAGCAAUUGAAAGCAGGUCCUGGAUCCAUACUCCAGAGUAUCAUUGUCAUUGUUAUCUGGUUAUCUUUCUCGAAUUCUCUGGUAUCUGGAGGCAUCCGAUGCCGAUAACUAUGAUUGCUUCACGUGUCUCAAAGCUGUUGCUGAAUCCCGGUCUCACUAAGGAUGGCUUGUCAACGAUCGCUCACAUAGAGAAGUCAUUCAAGUCGCAUCGAUCGCUGAAGCAUCGUCCGUCUGCGUAUUCCAAGGCGGAGCAUGUCCAUGGGAAGGCGAUGACCAUCGCUAGCAUGAUAGCCAUGCUCGUGCUAACUCCUCCGAUGGCCAUGUACAUGUGGUUUAUUAUGGCCAAAACGGACGGAUCAAUCCUUAAAUUCUGGCAGUUUUUGCAAAGUAAGGAGUCCAUCAUGGAUGGUCUCUUGGAGGCCUGGCCAUCGCCCUUCUCCCUCAUCGCAUGGAAAAUCAUUGGCGCAUUCGCAGCCUUCGAAGCACUUCUUCAGGUCCUCCUUCCUGGCAAAGAAUUCGUCGGACCAGUUUCGCCAGCAGGAAACCGACCAGUUUACUGGUGCAACGGCUUCCAAGCAUAUCUGGUCUCCAUUGUCACCUACAUCUUUAUUUGGAGAGCUGGGUGGUUCAACCCAUCCCUCGUGUAUGACAACUUCGGCAGCAUUUUGUCUGCUCUCAAUGUUGUCAGCUUCCUCCUCUGCCUCUUCCUCUACGCCAAGGGUAACCUGGCACCAUGCUCGUCCGACUGGGGAUCGUCUGGAAACUUCGUACAAGACUUCUUCUGGGGCAUGGAGCUGUACCCGCGCAUCGGCAAGUAUUUUGACAUCAAGACGUUCACCAACUGCCGCUUUGGCAUGAUGUCCUGGGCGCUGCUGGCCGUCACGUACGCGAUCAAGCAGGGCGAGGCGAACGGGCGCGUGGCGGACUCCAUGGUCGUGAGCGUGGCGCUCAUGCUCGUGUACAUCUCCAAGUUCUUCUACUGGGAGUCCGGGUACUGGGGCACCAUGGACAUCCAGCACGACCGCGCCGGCUACUACCUCUGCUGGGGCUGCAUGGUGUGGGUGCCCUGCAUCUACACCUCUCCCGCUCUCUACCUCGUCAACCAUCCCCUAGAGCUAGGCACUCCCGUCGCCCUGGCCAUGUUUUUGAGUGGCUGUGCAUGCAUCGCAAUCAACUAUGACUCUGACCGCCAACGGCAGUACUUCAGGUCCACACACGGCCGCUGCACCAUUUGGGGCCGCCCACCUGCCAAGAUAGAGGCAGAGUACAUUACAGAGAAGGGCGAGAACAAGAAGAGCUUGCUGCUCGCUUCAGGAUGGUGGGGUCUCUCUCGCCACUUCCACUACGUCCCAGAAAUCCUCGCUUCCUUCUUCUGGACCUUCCCAGCACUCUUUGAUAAUGGUAUCCAGUAUUUCUACUGCAUAUACCUUACUGUUCUCCUAUUGGACCGUGCCGUUCGUGAUGACGUCCGCUGCAAGAAGAAGUAUGGCAAGUUCUGGGACAAAUACUGCAAUUUGGUGCCAUACAAAGUGAUUCCAGGCAUCUUUUGAGAUUGCACCUCGUCUGUGUUCAAUGAGAUAUCUCAGUGCUCUACUGGUUGAUUCCAUUUUUUCCUCUGCCCAUAGUCGGGUAUGAGAUAAUUCUUUCCCCCCUCAUCAAGCUGUUUGAAGUCAUUAUUGUGAGCACUCACCUUCUAUUAUUUAAUGGAAAGAGG
This is a messenger RNA of Closterium sp. NIES-67, 1900 nucleotides long. Lineage: Eukaryota; Viridiplantae; Streptophyta; Zygnematophyceae; Desmidiales; Closteriaceae. The record is from the annotation of a GenBank genome assembly.